AUGGCCUCCGAAUCGCGCCAGACUCAUUCCACGUCCGAUGAUGAUCUCCAUAGAACCGCACCUCAGCACAUCGAGGACACCCAAGAGUACUGUCGCAUAUGUCGGGGUGAGGCCUCGUCUCACCAACCCCUCUUCUAUCCUUGCAAAUGCAGUGGCAGCAUCAAAUUUGUUCAUCAAGAGUGCCUCAAGGAGUGGCUCGCCCAUUCUCAAAAGAAAUACUGCGAACUAUGCAAGACUUCCUUCCGCUUCACCAAACUCUAUGACCGGUCCAUGCCACAGACCCUACCAUUCCCUCUCUUUCUGCGCCAACUCACCCGCCAUGCCUUGGCUACCUUUCUUCGCUACAGUCGAUAUCUGCUCGUCCUACUGGUUUGGCUGUGCUGCUUGCCCUGGUGUAUCAGACAAAUAUGGCGUGGUCUCUUUUGGUUGGCCGAUGGAAACUGGUCCGAUGAACAGAAUAUCGUCCCCGACCAAAAUUCCACCCUUCUCCCCACCGGUUCGCCCCGUCUUCCACUAGAUGUCCCCCAAGCAUUUGAAAGCAUCAAACUGGUUCUGCCUCCUAUGCAGCUCUCUCUGGCCGAUAUCGCACGCGCCGUCUUUAGCCAAGGCUUGCUCGGAUGGCUGCUUCAGCUCAUCCUCGCCGUUUUUCUACCCAACUCGGCACCCAACCACGCGGACCUCAGCCCACCAUCUUCAAUCGCCCACCGGUCUUCUUCUCUUCUGUCUGAUGUUCAAUUCCUGGCCAAUUGGUCCACAGUUCCUGCAAUCAACAAUACGACACUCGAUGUGGUUGAGGGCCAGCUAAUAUGUAUUUCCCUUGUCACCGCCUUCAUUCUGAUCUUCCUGAUCCGUGAGUGGGUCAUCAAUCAACAGCCCUUAAACAACAUGCCGGAUCCCGAUGCACAAGACAAUCAAUUGCCCCUCCCUCUUCCGGUAGGCCCACAAGAUCCUCCCAUCCCACAGCCUGGGGAGAAUUUACACGGGGUUCGAGACCAGGAUGCAGAUCUCAUCCAACAGAACCGGGCGUUGCGUCCUAUUGCAAUUCCGAGACUACGCAGAGCUCUCACCGACGAUAAUAUACUCGCUGGCUUGCCCGUGAAUGACCCUGAACGUCCCACCUUGCCCGCGAGAGCUGCAAGCGUCAUUGCUGGCCCUUCAACUGCGCGUGGGGACACAAAUCCCACCCACGACUUUGGAGAAACUGUCACUUCUGGAGACGAAGGAAUUAGCGCUCCAUACAAUUCCAUUCUGGUUCAAAGCGAACUCGAAAUAGUUCCCGGCGGCAAUGCAAACAUCAGCGAGCAUCAAACUUUUCCGUCCGACACAAGUGAUGAUGACCUCUUCAACCAUUCCCCCUCUCAACGACGAGAGUCAUCACUCUCUUACAAUAGUCAAGAGUCACCUUCACAGGACGCAAAUGCAUCUUCGGACUAUUCCCAUGACUCAGACGGUGCGGACCACGAUCAAGAAGAAAUUUCAAUUGUGCAUCAGACUGCUGUCCCCAACAUCAACCACACACCCACAGAGGCUGCUGAGCGAGAGCCCGAUCUCAUUGACUUGGCAACAACAUAUGGUGGCCAAAUCGAAACCUCUCGUAUCGAACCGACUGCCGCUGCUAUCGAUGUUGAAGAAACCCAUUUUCAGAAAAUCGCUGCCUGGAUGUGGCAUGUCGAUAACCAGCAACGGACCCCUCAACGUCCUGAAGCGCGUGAUGUUGAACGCCUGGUUCGAGAUUUGAGAGAUGAAGGCCCCUUCAUUCCCAUUCACCAUCAAGAGCGACAUGGCAUUCGGCCACCAGUCGUGGAAGCCCCACCUCCUGCCCGCGAAGCCAACAACGUCUUCGGUCUAGAUUUGAAUGAUGCCAACGCGGUCGAAGAUGCCGAAGACAUAGACGGAAUUCUCGAGUUGCUCGGUAUGGAAGGUCCCAUGUUUGGGAUGAUACAGAAUGUCAUCUUUAGCCUCUUUCUCAUCACCCUGACACUGGCCGCCAGUAUUUGGUGUCCGUAUAUCUGGGGGAAAAUCGCUCUCUUGUUUGUCUCCAACCCAUUGGGUAUGUUGAUCAAGGCCCCUCUCUUUGUCCUGUCUCGCGCGGCAGACAUUGUGGUUGAUGUCAUGUUCGUUGCCAUUGGAAUCGCUGGGAUUAUCCUCAACACUCCCUUCAGACUAUUACAGACCACCGUCGCCCCACUAUUCCCUGAUCUGAGCAAUCUCUUGGAUCUGGAUGCUGUACACGUCCUGACCCUUGACAUGAGUCGAAGAAGUAGCAAUCGAUUGCAGAAGGUUCUCUUCGGGGCUGUGUUGAACCUAAAACCAGAUCUUCCGACUUUCUCCAUGGUAUCUCACCACGCUCUGGUAUCUUUGAGAUCAUCUGUUCACACUACAUUGCUCGGCGUCACCUCUGCUAUUGUUCGAACCCAUAAACACGUUAUUACGACUCCGAUCUCUGCUACUUCACUUCUCUCCAGUUUCUUUGAUCUGAUCAAAUUGGUCUCUGCCUCUUUGAUGGCUGCGAACAACCAUCUCCGCUCAACUCUGGAAGAAUUUUAUUCCUCCGGCAUCACUUUCAGUUUAGAUUCGUCGGUGGCUACUGGAGUUGUCGAUGAUUCCCUCACAACCUGGAGCACUGGGGACAGAGUCGUUACCAUAAUUAUUGGUUAUGUGUUUUUUGCAGCAGCGGGAAUUAUCUUUCUUGAGAUAGCACAUCUGGUUCUUGGCCUGGGACAAACCGAAAAGGUUGAAGGCUACUUUGCAGAUUGCCUACGGCAAGCUGGUGGUGUCAUGAAGGUCAUUGUCAUCAUUGGUAUCGAGAUGCUUGUUUUUCCUCUAUACUGCGGACUUCUUCUCGAUGUUGCGCUUCUGCCACUCUUUGCGGACGCCACGAUAUUCAACCGCAUCAACUUUUUGAUCCACGCGCCUUUCACCGGAGUUUUCAUUCACUGGUUCAUCGGGACCUGCUACAUGUUUCACUUUGCAUUAUUUGUCGGUAUCUGUCGCAAAAUUCUUCGAAAAGGGGUCUUGUAUUUUAUUCGCGACCCAGACGACCCCACGUUUCACCCGGUUCGUGAUGUUCUUGAGCGGCCUGUUCCUACUCAGUUGGGGAAAAUUGCAUUCUCUGCGCUAGUCUAUGGAGGCUUGGUCAUGGUGUGCCUAGGCGGCGUGGUUUGGAGUCUGGAAUGGUUUGGUGAUAUUUUUCCGAUUCAAUGGGCAACUUCGGAGCCAAAAUUGGCUUUCCCAAUUGAUGUGAUUUUCUACAACCUUAUGUUACCUCUACUUUUGCGCAAGGCCGAUCCUUCCAAAAGAUUCACUGCCAUGUAUGAAUGGUGGUUUCGACGAUGCGCCAAAACAUUGAGACUCACUGCAUUUCUUUUUGGGGGUGAUCCUGAAGAGGAAAAAUCAGGAACGAGUUCAACACGGAGUGGUACCUUUGUGCGGGCACCGGCAUCGGAUUCUGUCCGGAUUCCCAGAGGUCAAAACGUCUUCUUGGAGGUCAAUGAGCGUAACGAGCGCAUUGAUGGACAUAUAGAUCACACUAUCGGGAUUCAUGGUAAGGGAGACAAACGAUUUGUGCAUGUCUACCUGCCUCCAAACUUCCGGUCCAGAAUUGCUGCGUUCAUACUGCUUUUGUGGUUCUACGCUGCUUCUACCGGUAUUGUCUUUACCAUCGGCCCUCUCUUGCUGGGUAGAGUCAUCAUGCAGUGGCUCUCAGCGUCGGACUUGCCACCCAAUGACCUACACGCUUUCACACUCGGAGUUCAUAUCUUUGCUCUGAUCGCCUUCUGCAUGGUCUUUGCAAGAUCGGCGGUGGAUCAUGUUAAGAACCGAUCGCUCCACUUCUUUAAUCACCACGGAGAAGCAGUCGUCCAAGCUAUCAGCACUACCAAGUAUGUUGUCGGGCUAACAUAUUUGACGACUUUUACCGCCAUCGUUCUUCCAUGUGUAGUGAGCACGAUACUCGAGCUUUACUUAUACAUACCAUUGUAUACGUACCUAGCCACGGAUCGUCAAUCUGCAAGUACCAAUUCCACUACCCCGGCAAAUGGCCAAAAGGCGACAAUUUUCAUCCUUCAGACUUGGACUAUCGGACUGUUAUACCUCCGAUUGUGCCUGAAGGCUUUCCUGAAGUAUGUUGACGAAGCAUCUCCAGCAGGCAUUGCUCUCCGGGCUAUUCUCCGACAGGGCAUUUGGCGGCCCGAUGUUGAGUUAGCAAGCCGAGCAUUCGUGCUUCCCGCGACUGUUGUUUGCUUUACCGCAUUGGCCUUUCCAUUGGCUUGCGCGAAGUUAGUCAUCAGUGUCUUGGGUGUUGAGAAAUCCGCACAGACAAGAAUAUAUCGUGUUGCCUACCCUACCAUUCUAGGUCUAUCCCUCGUCUGGUACGGGGCCUGGAUGUUACAACGCCAGAUCUCGACCUGGAGGGCCAAAAUCAGGGAUGAGGUAUAUCUUAUUGGGGAGAGACUGCAUAAUUUUCAUGAAGGGAAGCCUCACAUCAAAGAACACUCAUCAAGAGUGUCAAGAGUGCAGUAA
Molecule: messenger RNA, 4521 nt
Organism: Exophiala bonariae
Lineage: Eukaryota; Fungi; Ascomycota; Eurotiomycetes; Chaetothyriales; Herpotrichiellaceae
Exons: 1
Coding region: 1-4521 (1506 amino acids)
Cellular component (GO): endoplasmic reticulum membrane
Molecular function (GO): zinc ion binding
Source: RefSeq, a predicted model, not a curated record